Molecule: messenger RNA, 1206 nt
Organism: Penicillium cataractarum
Lineage: Eukaryota; Fungi; Ascomycota; Eurotiomycetes; Eurotiales; Aspergillaceae
Exons: 2
Coding region: 1-1206 (401 amino acids)
Biological process (GO): carbohydrate metabolic process
Molecular function (GO): arabinan endo-1,5-alpha-L-arabinosidase activity
Source: RefSeq, a predicted model, not a curated record
AUGUAUCGCAGCACCGUCCUCCUGCUGCUGCUCGCCGCGCUGGUCGCUCUGGCGAGAGCCCGUCCAGCAUCAUCGGGAUUAUUAACCCCCACACUCUCGCAAGUCUACGAGACAACCGAUACGAUACCGCUGCCCAACGUCGGCAAUCUGCAAGUACACGACCCGAACGUGGUCUACUGGAAUGACCACUACUACCUUUUCAAGGGUGGUGUGCAUGUACUGUAUUACAAAGCCGCCAACAUGAGCGGGCCCUGGACGCAAGUGGGCACCGUGUUGGAUGGCGAUAGUAUCAUCCACCAGGGCAAUCGGUCGCGACCAUGGGCGCCGACGACAGUCGAGCGCAACGGGACGUUUUACUGCUUCUACACGCUGAGCACGCACGGCUCGCAAAACAGCGCAAUUGGCGUUGCGACAAGUACCAAGCUCGACGGAUCACCUUGGACGGACCACGGCGUGAUGAUUCGCACAGGUCAAGGUAAUGGCUCGGACGUGUGGCCCUUCACGAUAAGCAAUGCGAUCGAUGCCUCUUUUAUCCGUGACAAUGCCACCGGCAAAGCGUACCUGAAUUACGGUAGCUACUGGCACGAUAUCUGGCAAAUACCACUGUCGGAUGACUGGUUGUCGAUCGAGAGUCCUGAAAAGCCGGAUGCGAAGCAAUUAACUUUUAUCCCGAACGAGACGUUUCGACCGGAGGAGGGCUCGUGGAUGAGUUACCACGAUGGGUAUUACUAUGUGUGGUUCAGUCAUGGCAAGUGCUGCAGCUUUGAUGUGCGGGGGUUCCCUGCGCGCGGCGACGAGUAUAAUAUUCGCGUUGGUCGGUCGCGGGCCGUGCGGGGACCUUUUCUUGAUCGUGAUGGAAAGUUGCUUCUCGAUGGGGGUGGGACGAUCGUUUAUGCUUCCAACCAUGGGCUGGUUUAUGCCCCUGGCGGGCUUGGCGUGUUGCCUGGAAACUCUUCUACGCCGGAUAUACUUUACUAUCAUUACCUGAACACUUCGAUUGGGUUCACGGACGAGCAAGCACAAUUGGGCUACAAUUAUUUGAAAUACGAUAAUGGGUGGCCCGUGGUCUUGGACGGGAUCACCAUUAAGAGCGGCGCAGUGACCAUCGCCCGCUUGCCUGGUUGGUGGUCUCUAAUGAUUUUGUCCGGUAUGUGGACCCUGAUCGUUGUCCCUGUUUCAGUUAACAUGGGGGACUUUCCUUGCUGA